Cooperia oncophora is the source of this 726-nucleotide messenger RNA. Lineage: Eukaryota; Metazoa; Nematoda; Chromadorea; Rhabditida; Trichostrongylidae. The record is from the annotation of a GenBank genome assembly.
AUGACCGUGCCCAAGGUUGAAAUUCGUGCCAAAUCAGGUUAUCUUUGGAUUCGAUUUCAUUCGGACGAGAUGCUUGAAUAUAAGGGCUUUUACGCCUCUUACACAAUGGUUCGAUCGACGGAUCGUAAACCGAAUCAACAUGACUGUCAGAUCGAGCACAGACAUGCACUGGACGGAUACGUGGGAACGAAAGCUAUCACAAGCAAUUUAGCACUCAACUUUACGGGGUCGUUGGAUUGCAUUUGGUUAUUGGAAGUACCACAUGACUACAAUAUUGUGCUAUUCAUCAACGAGUUCUCGCUUUACGCUCCAAACCACUGCGAGCUUAACUUCUUUGAAGUGUAUUCGGGAACUAGAUCGGACAAGCCGCUGAAGAGGUACUGUGGUGUGACAGCUGGACACGUAUUCUCAUCACAUCAUCUGAUGUACAUCCGUUUUUAUCUGCAUGAUGCGAAUCGCCUCCGAAACACCUCGAUUUCUGCCCUGUACUCCUCCUUCGUCAAAUUGAAAAACUGCUCUUCAAUGCAGCUACUCACUUGCGGCGACGAAAACUGCGUGCCGCAGUCAUUGGCAUGCAACGGUCGCAUCAAUUGCCCCUAUGGUAACGACGAAAGGAAUUGUCAUGUUGGUAUUCUCGUCGCUUACCUGACAGUGGACGACAAAAUGGGAUUCUCAGGACAGCAGCCUGGAACGGCGAUUACACCAUUUCGCCGCGAUGAGGCUUAG